AAGCAAUUUUCAUUAAUUUGUCAUUUUUUGUGUUCUGCAGUAUACAUAUACAUUAUUCGUUUACAUAAUUUUACAUUUUCUUCUAUCAAUAGUGCGAAAAAUUGAGUAACAUUUAACAACUAAUCGAUUUGCGUGAAUGUUUAUUAUUAAUUGUACUAUUUAAUUUGUCUUAAGCAUAAUUACUCUACCUAGUUGGCAUUAUAAAAUAAGUAAAAUUCCUAGAAUGGACUUGGAAUCAAUAGAAAAUCCAGUUAUUAAAUUGUUAUGACAAAUUACGUGGCUACUAUGGAAGAGAAGGCUGAGUUCCAACUUAAAGAAGGAUGUCGAUUAAAAGGCAACUCUUGUUGUGCUCUUAAACAUGCUGUGCGUUCACUUACAAAUUUAGAUGAUUUUGUUAGUGAACGUAUUGGUGAAGGUUUCUUCUCUGAAGUGUACCGUGUUACUCACCGGACCACUGGAAAAGUAAUGGUACUCAAAAUGAAUAUCAAACAAUCUAAUCGAUUCAAUAUGCUAAAAGAAGUGCAGCUUAUGAACAAACUUUCACAUCCAAACAUACUUGGAUUUGAAGGUGCUUGUGUAUAUAAAGGACAACUCCACGCAUUAACUGAGUAUAUCAAUGGCGGAAGUUUGGAACAAUUACUUGAGUCUGAUAUUGACCUAUCAUUUAAAGUAAGAAUGAAAAUAAGUCUUGAUAUUGCAAGGGGCAUGAAGUAUCUUCAUUCAAGAGACAUAUUUCAUCGUGAUUUAACUUCAAAAAAUGUUUUAAUUAAAAAAAAUGAAUCAAUUAAAGAUCUGACUGCCGUUGUAGCUGAUUUUGGACUAGCUGCAAAAAUACCAAAAAAAGGACAAAGGUUACAGCAAGUUGGAUCACCUUGGUGGAUGUCACCAGAAUGUGUUAAAGGCAAUGUAUAUAAUGAGAGCAGUGAUGUUUUUAGUUAUGGAAUUGUGUUAUGUGAAAUUAUCGCUAGAGUGAAAGCAGAUCCAGAUAUUUUACCUAGAACACAAAAUUUUGGCCUGGAUUAUAUAGCUUUUGUUGAGUUAUGUUCAUCUUGCCCUCCACCUACUAUGUUUCUUAAAUUAGCAUUUUCUUGCUGCCAUUUGGAUGCUAAAUCACGCCCAACAUUUAAAGAGAUUGUUCAACAACUUGAAGAAGCUAUUGCUUUUCCACUUACUGUAAGUUCAAAUUUAUCUGGGUCACGGAGAUGUCCAGUUGUUACAACUCGGUCAAAUCCUUGCUCAACAGCGAUGGUAGAAGCACGAAGUGAAGAGUUCCUGCUACAGAAUAAUGGGCCUGAAGAAAACAAUCACAAAAAAUUGUGUCAUAGUAGAUCAUUAUCAGAAGAUGAAGGAAUAUUGGCUUUUCCAGCACAUACUGCUCCAUCAGAUAAAGCCCGAUGUCAUUUUGUUCAACCUCUACGUUAUGUGGGUGAAAGUAUGUGUCGCCAAGAUCCUCAUUAUAAGCCUUGCCCGUCCAAAUCCAAUCCCUUUCAUAAAUUGGAUGCUAAGUUUCAAGGUGUUCGAAAGAUACUUGCUUCAACAAAUGGUUCAGAUUUAUUUUCAUCAUGUUGUGAAUUGCCAUCACCUGGUUAUGUGGAACUUGAUAGACGGUGUUCUUUAAGUGUAUCAAGUGGUAGUACACUUAUUGCUGAUUCUUCUACACCUAAAGGAAAACUUAGAAACAUUGAUAAAUCCUCAAAAAAAUGUCGUUCUACAUCUUUACCAACAUCUCCUCUAAUGUCUAGAGCUAGUGGAAGACGGUGGAUGUCAUUAACAAAUAUAGAAAAUACUACUAAAACAUUUCCUACUGUAACAGUUGAUUCAUGUUGGACCGAUCUCACUAUUCCUGUUAACUCUGGUGUAGCAAAUCUAAGACGGAGAGGCUCAUGCGAAUCCGGUUUUUACAGUAGUGUUUGUGAUGAUUUUUGUUUACCAGGACUUGAAUGUCAGCAUACAACCAAUGCUUCAUCAGUGACAUUGUCAUCUGGUUCAGCUACAUCGUCAUUGUUCCUUGACUCCACUGGUGAUGAGCAUCAUCUUAGACCUGGUGGUUAUUGUUUUCUACAUAAUAAUACGCAUCAUAGUUCAGAAGACUUAUCAACAUGUAAUGAAUGGGAAAGCCAUCAAAAAACUAGACAUAUAAGUAAAAUUGUUGAAUAUUUUGAAGAAAAACAGAGUCAACGAGAAACACAACCCUCUAUACGACCAAGACGUUCAGGUCUUGUAUCUGGAGUUUUACGACGAGCAAUAAACACAACUAGUCCAAAUGUCUGUGGCAAACGUAUUUUAGUUUGUGAAGGAGCUGUAAGGUCAAAACUAAAGCUUUUUGAUAGAAAAUAAAAUUUCUAUUCAGGGUGCUACUUACCAUUAAAAUUUUUUUUUUAAUUAUUUUUUUUUAUGGUUGGUUGUUUUCCAAAAUUUGUUUCAUCUAGUCAUAGGUACUACAAAAUGCCAAAACAGUAUAAUGUAUAUUUAACCAUAACAAUGAUAUUUAUUUAAAAUAGUUGCCAUUUGUUUCUUAUUUUUUGGUAAGCAUGUGGGGAUUUUAAAUGUGUAUAGAAGUUAUUUAUGU
Molecule: messenger RNA, 2569 nt
Organism: Rhopalosiphum maidis (corn leaf aphid)
Lineage: Eukaryota; Metazoa; Arthropoda; Insecta; Hemiptera; Aphididae
Product: probable serine/threonine-protein kinase DDB_G0280461
Exons: 10
Coding region: 265-2337 (690 amino acids)
Biological process (GO): actin cytoskeleton organization; protein phosphorylation
Cellular component (GO): cytoplasm; nucleus
Molecular function (GO): ATP binding; protein serine/threonine kinase activity
Source: RefSeq, a predicted model, not a curated record